Molecule: messenger RNA, 602 nt
Organism: Macroventuria anomochaeta
Lineage: Eukaryota; Fungi; Ascomycota; Dothideomycetes; Pleosporales; Didymellaceae
Product: Sm-like ribonucleoprotein
Exons: 3
Coding region: 151-570 (139 amino acids)
Biological process (GO): P-body assembly; mRNA splicing, via spliceosome; nuclear-transcribed mRNA catabolic process
Cellular component (GO): P-body; spliceosomal tri-snRNP complex; U6 snRNP
Molecular function (GO): U6 snRNA binding
Source: RefSeq, a predicted model, not a curated record
GCAGCGACCUUGACGACAACACUGCUGUUGACGCUCUGUAUACACCAACAGCUUCCUACGUUGAACUGCUAACCCAAUUGUAAUUUUCGUACCCCUAAAAAUCGAAUCUCUCAGUUUAGUGUGCACUAACGCGCCUUACACAACGACACAAUGCUCCCCUUAGGCCUUCUCACGGCCGCUACUGGCCACCCUAUGCUCGUAGAGCUCAAGAGCGGCGAGACGCUCAACGGACUGCUGGUCAACUGCGACACAUGGAUGAAUCUCACAUUACGGGAGGUGGUGCAAACAAGCGCAGACGGCGACAAGUUCAUGAGGCUACCGGAGAUCUAUGUUCGCGGAAGCACAAUCAAGUACUUGCGGGUACCGGACGAGAUCAUCGAGGUUGUGAAGGAGCAGCAGGCCAAGGACCAGGCGCAAAGAGGCGGACGCGGUGGCAUGCACUCACGAGGCGAUCACAGAGGAGACCGCGGAGGCAGGGGCAUGCGCGGACGUGGGCGAGGCCGUGGAAGGGGAGGCGGCGGCAACAACAACAAUAACAACAACAACAACAACAACAACAACAACGCUUGAGCUGCUUGAACGCAAGGACACCAAAUCGAACA